AUGUCUCUCGGGAGGAUGGCAUACCGGCUAUCCUUGUUAUGGUUCGUGAUAUGGACGACAACAACAACAACAACAUUCACUCUCCCGACCGUCGCUGCCGCCCAAACAACCAACGUCACACCCGAAAUCCUCAACUUUGUCCCGACAUGCGCUCAGAAUUGCUUCAAGUCCUUCAUCGCGGGUAACUUUGACAACGCCGUCUGUGGCGACGCGCCCUCGCUGCAAUGUCUGUGUCGCCAGCUCGGAGCGUCGGGGUACACGAUCGGGGAAGGGGCAGCGUCGUGUAUGGCAGGGGAGGGCCAGUUCGGCGCGUGCCAGGAUGAGGAGGACUUCUCCGGUGAGGUGGACACGGCCUAUAACAUGUGCAUCGGGGUGUCGAGGUCCCAGCCCAGGACGCACAAGACGCUCGAGGCCACUCUGAUCCUCCCCUCAUCCGAGACAGGUCCGGUUGUGGCACCAUCGACGACGAAGACGGGAAAAAGCACGUCGACGCGCGCGCAUUCUGGUAUUUCUGCGAGUACUACUGCUCCUAUCCCCGUUUUUACUCUUCCCUCUGGCGAUACAACGAGCUCGACGCGGCCUCGUUCGACUGCACUACCAACAUCCACCACCUCGUCGUCAUCGGCAUCGACCACCGUGGACCCUGUAUCUACAGGCGAUGCUACCAGUGUCCCAGCCACGGGACAAGACUCAAAGAAGCUCAACAGCGCGCAGGUCACCGGCAUCGCCCUAGGCUGCGCAGCCGUUCUAGUCCUCGGCAUCUUGCUCAUGCUCUUAGCCCGCUACAUCCGCAGAAGGCGCUUCGGAGAUCUAGAAUCCGGAUCCGGCUUCGCAAGAAUGCGAGAUUCAAUGAGCUUCAAAAAGAAAGGCCGCCGUGACAGCGGUCCAGAGAUGGGGAUGGGGAUUGGCGGGCCUCAGAUCUCCAGCCCCUUACCUCGAAUCCAACACCAGUCGCCGCGGAACCCGAUGAACCCCGGGUGGACACCAACCAUCCCACGGGGGUACCAAGGCGCCGGUCUGCCCGCGUCUCCCGCUCCGGCGGCUGCUCGUGGAGGUGUCUUUGCCCGGCCGUCACCCGCUCUAGCAUCUGUCAUUGCAGCCUCACGCCCGCCGACUCCUCCGCGCAAACCAACCCCGACUACGUCCCCUGCCUCGGUGCGCGGGCAGGCGGCACCGGCUUUGGGGCUUGUUAUGCCUGCUGUUCCCAAGCUGGUGUUCACCCCGUCACGGGACUCGAACGGACCACAACCGGGCGGGGAAACAACCAAGCCGGCGCUGACCCUGGCUAUCCCGAAAGCCCAGGGUGCACCGGUUCGCCCGGCCCGGUCGGUCCCGGACUCGUCCAGGGAUAGCGUGGUGACUGAGUUUGCGGAGGACGGCGAGGCCGACGCGGGAGGACAGAGAACCAGUGUGUGGCGGCCUCCUCCGUCGGAUCCCCAGUCUGCGACGACGGUGUACUUUGCUGAUAAGGGCGGUAACUGGAUCCUGCGUAACUCGUCGACUCGGGAACCGGGCGCGGUUGAGGGUACAGGAGUACCUCCAGUGCCUGCGAUCCCAACUGGUCAACCCACCCAGACCGCGGCAGCAGCAACAGCAGAACUCCCAAGCCCGCAACAAAAAACCCGCGCCGAGCUAGCCCGAGAUGCCUACGGCGGGUUCGCGCCCGACGCCGUCGUCUCACCGCUCCGACUCCCGCGCAAACCGGACACGACUACCAACCGCAAACUCAGCUCACCCAUCGCCUUCCAAGACCGCCGUCGCGAACCACAGGUCACCAGCCCGACCUAUUCCGCACGGCUGUCCCAGACGGCUGAGACGGUCAUCAGUGAGGAGUCGCAGGUGGGGAUUAUCAUGCCGGGGACUGCCAUCUCGGGGAGUGGGAGUGGCUCGUUUUAUACCAUUAUGCACGAAAGGGAGAGUCGGGAUUUGACGGGGCUGAAGGGGAACACCAAUAACAACAACAGACGGCGCUCGACGAAGCGAACCAACCGUCGUGUUUCUCAGGGAUCAGUAACCUCCAUCGAAUCCGGCGGCGAAGAAGAGGACGAGAACAUCGCCCGCGAUGAUGGUGAGCAGCGGGAUCUCACCCCCGUAGCCGAGUCACCCCAUCCCUCCAGCGCCGUCUCACCCGCGGGAAAAUCACCCGUUACAUACCCCCGUAUUCACCACGGACCACAACGGCCGGGAGGCAGCAACAAAGCACAGGUGUCUCCCCUGCUACCGACAAAGAAUGGGUCUACUGGGGGAUCAGAUCUGGGACAUGUAGCGCAGCAGUAUAAUGUUUGGCGUCCGUCGGGACAGCCGAGUCCGACUGGGGAAGGGUUGGGGCCGAAUUCGGCCGGUAACUCACAGCAGCAGCAACAAUAUCAACAACAACACCAGCAGCCCUACAACGGGCCGGUGAGGAGACCGUGGAACGCCCCGGCAAGUCUCAACCCGAACCCGAAUCCGAACCGGAACCCAGCCCAGCUCCGGACUGGUUCGCCCGAGACACGCACGGGAAAUGUACCCCCGGCAGCGCCGCAUUUCUUUCCGGGGGGGUCGCAGGAGGCUCUGUAUUGGCAGCGGCAGCGGCAGGUGGCGAAUCCGGCUUCGUAUUGGAAUCAGUCGUCUCAGGGGCAGGGGCAGCGUCAUUCUCGGGUUCCGCGGCCGCGACAGCAGCAGCAGUACCAGCAGAAACCGGUGUCGCCGAUGGGGCCGUAUGAGCUGCCCGCGGAGAGGCGGUUUAUGGCGACGGAGCAGCAGCGGUUGUAUCAGCAGCAGGGUUAUUCGCAAUAUCAACAGCCGCAGCAACCGUAUCAACAACAGCAGCAAUACCAGCAGCAGCAACACCAGCCAUACCACCAACACCACUCCCAAGCGACGAUCUACCCACCCACACCAGUCGCCACGCCCCAACCUCAACAACCCCAACCAACACCACCCCAGCAGCAGCAACAACCCACAGGCCCAACCUCCCUCCUAGCCCAACGCCGCGGCGCCGACAAAGUCACUGCCCUCACACUCACCAACCCCAAAAACAAACAAGCCGGCUCAGAUGGAAAGAAUCCCAAAAGUCAAACAACAAAGAGCAAAAACGGGUGGACACGCGAGGAAGGAGGAGAGCCAGCUGCGCCGCCGAUCACGCCUGGGUGGAUGCCUGAGUUGACGCCCACGAGGAAGGGGGGGGAUUUAUAUUUGAAUGUGCGGUAA
This is a messenger RNA of Dichotomopilus funicola, 3192 nucleotides long. RefSeq lists its product as uncharacterized. Lineage: Eukaryota; Fungi; Ascomycota; Sordariomycetes; Sordariales; Chaetomiaceae. The record is from RefSeq and is a predicted model, not a curated record. The transcript has 3 exons. The coding region runs from base 1 to 3192 and encodes 1063 amino acids.